UCCCAGCUGUUUCUACCUGCAGACCCGGAGCCACAAGGAGCCACAAGGAGCCAGAUCUCAGAACUGACACAGGCUCUCCCAACAGGCUGAACAAGUAGAAAUAUAUUUGACUCUAAGGACUGUCCCGGCGAGCAGAGAUGGUUUGCGGCGGAUUCGUUUGCACCAAGAACGCACUCAGCGCUCUCAAUAUACUUUAUGUUUUGGUGAGCCUGCUGCUGAUUGGAGUGGCAGCUUGGGGGAAAUGGUUCGGCCUGGUCUCCAGCAUCAGAGUGGUGGCAGGGGUCAUCGGCGUGGGCACAUUCCUGUUGGUGGUUGCCUUUGUGGGGCUGUGUGGCGCUCUGAAGCACCACCAGGUCCUGCUCUUCUUCUACAUGAUGAUCCUGUUCCUAGUGUUUGUCAUGCAGUUUUCUGUGUCCUGUGCUUGUCUGGCCCUCAAUAAAGACCAACAGAACCAUCUGCUGGAGGUUGGAUGGAACAAAUCUGAAGAAACUCAAAAGGACGUAGAGAAAACACUCGACUGCUGUGGCUUCCAUUACGUUAACUACAAUGGCUCAUGUACCGCUAGCUGCUUUCACAACACCCCUUCACCGUCUUGUAACACAUGCUCAGACAUCAUCCAGCAGUAUGCUGGAGAGGUGCUGCAGUUUGUAGGUGGUAUCGGACUCUUCUUCAGCUUUACAGAGAUCCUUGGAGUUUGGCUCGCCCAUAGAUACAGAAACCUCAAAGAUCCUCGUUCAAAUCCUGGAGCCUUUCUUUAACCACUCAUGAUUAAAUAAACCAAAAGAAUGCACUAGUGAAUAACUGUAUUUCCUUUUAACUUUGUAAAUCACACUUCUACUUAUAUACUUACUAGUGUGACAGUAACACAAGGAGUCUUGCAGUCAGGAAACUUCCUCAGUAAUGUCGUCUACACAGCUUUUAUCUAAAGUUUGCACACAACCAACAUUAGACACUGAGUGUAUUGAAUCUAGCAUUGCUUAUGUGUUAUUUAAUCUAUCAAAAGUCACUUUGAUACUUGCUGCUCAAUUAUUCAUUGAAAUUAUGAAAUGUUCAAUGCUGUGAACAAAAAUUGUGUUUCUUUGAAAGAAAUAGUUUGACAUUUAGGGAAAUGAGCUUCACUUUCUUGUUGAUACCACUCUUAUGUCUGUACGGUAAAUUUAAUGCUGCAGUCGGUUAGCAUAGCUUAAAGACUGGAAGCAGGGGGAACAGAUGGCCUGGCUCUGUCUAAAGAUAACAAAAUCAACCAUCACUAAUUAAAAUGUUAUAUCUUGUUUGCUUAACCUGUAAAAAAAAACAUGUUUUUUAGGUUUAGGCCUAGUGACUUCCUGGAGACGACCUAUAACAUGUUGAUUAGUGCUUUAGAGGUUCUGGUAGGUGGAUUUUAACACCUUUGGACAGAGCAUCGAUAGCCGAUACCCCCCCAACUUCCAGUCUUAAUGCUAAGCUAAGUGACUCCUGGCGUUUGCUUCGUAUUUACCAUACAGACAUGAGUGGUAUCAAUCUUCUCGGAUAUUUCUUGGCAAGAAAGCAAAUCAUUCCCAAAAUGUCAAACUACUCCUAAACCUGUAAGUCUCACCUCUUUAAUUCUUUAAUCAGUCUCAUAGUGACUGUGCAGCAGCUGUGUGUGCUCGCCAUACACACCUUAUGCAAAUAAAGUGCAGGUUAGCACCCUGAUGGAUGGAUGACUGUACUCACCACUCCCAGACUAACUAUUCAUGGGUGACCACACACAUAAGUGUGUUUUGCAGACAGUGGAUUUAGGUGUUGGAUGUCAUUAUAGCAGGAAAAGAUUAAGAUCAAACUGGUAGCAGACAUACUGUUAUCAAAACAGGUUUGUUUUUGUUUUUUAAUGUGUAUUUAGUGCUUUUUGUUUUUGAUUUAAAACGCAUCUGAACAUUAUGAAUUCAUACUAAGUCACAUUGUCUGUGUCUGUAGUCAUUUUCCCUAAUUGUCCAAAAUAAACACGCACAGUUGCAGUGCAUGUACGGAAAA
Dicentrarchus labrax (European seabass) is the source of this 1992-nucleotide messenger RNA. Its product is annotated as tetraspanin-13. The record is from RefSeq and is a predicted model, not a curated record. Bases 138 to 758 code for a protein of 206 amino acids. Lineage: Eukaryota; Metazoa; Chordata; Actinopteri; Moronidae. The transcript is spliced from 6 exons. Gene Ontology annotation, cellular component: membrane.